AUGGGUUGUAAGUGGCUGCCGAAGCUUCUUGGCUGAAGCCCAACGAUGACGCUUUGCGCGGGGCAUGGAGGGGCUGACGCGCAGCUGUAGUGGCAUCGAAGAUGGCGGCAGCAAAUGCUGCAUCAGGAUACCCUCCCCAGGGCAGCGCUCCUCAAGGCGGACAGGGUGGCUAUGUGAGUUGAGCAAAAUUCAAACGUCGUUGGAAUGCACAGCUAAUUCAAUAGCCCGGACAGCAGCAGUACCAAGCGUAUCCAGGGCAGCAAGGUGCCGCUCCUCCCGGCCAAGUAAGCUCCUCUUUCCACUCCCUUCUCGCUUGCUCUGCGUCGUCAUCAUCCUUCAUCACGCGCGCCGCAUCACCCUAGACUUCCGCAAGCUUUUAUUCUUCUCCACCUUGCUUUUGGCUUCUCUGGACCAACCCCACCGCCUGAAAAGCACCGCCCUUGGACGUCACACCGGACGGUUGCAGCCACAACCUUCAGCCACACAAUGCCGCUCUCCAGCAAGAUGGCUACGUCCUCGGGCAACUACAACGCUUACCAGCCAACACAAUAUCCCGUACAACCACCUAAUCCGUAUGGCCAAACUCCGCAGGUGCCUGGAAAUCCGCCACUACCGCUGCGCCCCGGCUCGCAAGCUCCGCCGCAGUCGCCUUACACACAACCGCCGAUUCCUGCUCCAUAUGGCGCACCAUCAUCCCCAUACCCUCAAGCACAGCCGGGAUAUAACAGACCCGCUCCACCACCGCCUGGCCAGCCACCUCAGUCUCCUGCUUUUCCUCCGUCGCCCAUGUCUCCGUAUUCAGGCCAAGCACCGCAGAACCAGUGGAGCCAGCCGCCACCUCCACAGCAAUACGGCCAGCAGCAGUACGGCCAACAACCUUACCAACAGCAAGGUCAAUGGAGCCAGCCACCACAGCCUCAAUACGGCCAGCCUCCGCAACAAUAUGGACAGCAACCCUACGGCCAAUAUGGUCCACCAGGAGGACCCGGAGGACCACCUCCAGGCCAGCAGUAUGGCGCACCACCUCCACCCCAGGGCCAAGGAGGCUUUGGAGGCCCCCAGGGAGGCCCACCUCCGCUACAGCAAGUGCAGGGUAGCCCUGCUGAGGUCCAGGCCUACAAGCAGCUGCUGCAGGACUGUAUCAACGAGAAGGGCCUCCAGACAUUCUACCCCCCAGGCUCGCCAGUCCUUGACCAAAUUGCACAGCAGGCGGCCGCAAAGAUCAACCAGGUUAUCCAGCGCUGGCGCGUGCAGAAGGAGAUUGCCAACGAUAUCGUGAAACUGGCUUUGUACGACGUCGUUCUUUACAUCGAUGACAGUGGCUCCAUGCAGUUUGAGGAGGAAGGCUCGCGUAUCAAGGACCUGCGCCUUAUUCUGGAGCGUGUUUCGUUUGCCGCCACUCUCUUCGACGCUGAUGGCAUCUCGCUGCGCUUCAUGAACACUGACCUCUCCGGUGUACGCGACCAGCAAGGCCGUCCCCUCCAGGACGGUGUCGCCAGCGAGGCACAGAUUGAGCAGAUUAUGCAUGGUGUUCAGUUCAAGGGCCUCACUCCCAUGGGCACCUCGCUCCGCAAAAAGGUCAUCGAUGAGAUUAUCCUUGGCAGGGCCGCCCAGGGCCAGCUCAAGAAGCCUGUGCUUGUCAUUGCCAUCACAGAUGGUCAGCCUGCCGGCGAGCCGCAGAACGCCGUCUUUGACACAAUCAGGUAUGCGUUCGACACUCUGCAGCAAAGGUACCCUCAGUACGGCCGUGGCGGUGUCGCUUUUGAGUUCGCGCAGGUUGGCAACGACGAGGCGGCCAAGAAGUUCCUUGGAAAGUUGGAUGAAGACCCGCAGAUUGGUCCCAUGGUGGACUGCACUUCCAACUACGAGAACGAGCAGGAGGAGAUGUCUCGCGCCAACCCGCCCGUCGACCUCACCCCGGACCUAUGGAUCAUCAAACUCCUCCUCGGCGCCAUUGACCGCUCCUACGACUCCAAGGACGAGAAGAGCAACCCUGCGCCCGGCGGCUACGGCGCCCCUCCCCAGCAGGGCUACGGCCAGCAGCAACAGUACGGCGGCCCACCUCAGGGCGGCCAGUACGGCGCUCCCCCGCCAGGCCAGUACGGUGCGCCUCCAGGCCAGCAGCAGUACGGACAGCCGCCACAGGGAGGUCAGUACGGACAGCCGCCUCAGCAAGGGUACGGACAGCAGCCCGGCGGAUACCCGCCGCAAGGUCAGCCGUACGGCGGCCAGCAGCAGCAGCAGCGUCCGCCGCAGGGUGGCCCCGGUGGUCCUGGUGGAUACCCAGGCCAGCAGCAAUACGGCCAGGCGCCUCCUCAAGGCUACCCUGGCGGUCCUGGCCGUUAA
Ascochyta rabiei is the source of this 2346-nucleotide messenger RNA. RefSeq lists its product as uncharacterized. The transcript is spliced from 4 exons. Bases 487 to 2346 code for a protein of 619 amino acids. Lineage: Eukaryota; Fungi; Ascomycota; Dothideomycetes; Pleosporales; Didymellaceae. The record is from RefSeq and is a predicted model, not a curated record.